Molecule: messenger RNA, 8067 nt
Organism: Bombyx mori (domestic silkworm)
Lineage: Eukaryota; Metazoa; Arthropoda; Insecta; Lepidoptera; Bombycidae
Gene: Lrpl
Product: low density lipoprotein receptor-related protein-like protein
Exons: 14
Coding region: 290-3256 (988 amino acids)
Cellular component (GO): plasma membrane
Molecular function (GO): protein binding
Source: RefSeq, a predicted model, not a curated record
AACGAUACGAGAUGUAAGAUAUCGGAGUAUCUGUGCGUUAACAAGAAAUGCAUACCGAUAAACCGUUUCUGUGACGGCAGCAACGACUGCGGGGACUCUUCAGAUGAACCGAGACAUUGCACACCUUAAGGGGCUAUUCGAGCUACACCAGGACGGAUACGUGAGUUCACAGGUUCAACCUGAGAGAAUUUGCUAACAACAACCCUAGCAAGAAUUCGCAGAAUCUACCACCGGGUCGGAAUCGCGAUCCACUGAGAAGAUCCGUCGAGAAACUCAGUGGGCUUUGUUUAUGGGCUGCAACCGAACAUAUUAUGGUGACAUCGGUCGGACGUACGAAGUUGAGCUGCACAGACCUAGAGAAGACCUGGUGCCGUAUGUGUGCUUACUCACCAUCACCGCUGCCGGUGGAAUACACGGAGAUUUGGUACAGGUGUUAUUUGAUAGUUUUACCCUGGGGCGAUUUACAUCAUUCACAGAAGACGGUUGCCCCGAUGGCUAUAUGCAAAUACAAGAAGCAAGUAGACCUCAAGUCGGAGGCUCUUGGUGCGGCACCUCAUGGGGUCCUUCGAUUUACUACAGCGAAACAAAAUCGAUAACUCUCAUCAUAAGGCUUCUUCAUCUGUCCAAAGAACAGAACAAUUAUAAUUUCGAUUUCAGAAUGGCAUACAAAGUUCUACGGAGAGAGCACGCCACAGUCAGAUACGGCGGUACGCCUCUAUUAGAUCGUCCCUUUUUCAAACUGAGACCUAUAGCCGUCCCCGUAAACAUUUCACGCGAAGAUACGAAUGCAAGGUCGACACGAACGCCCGAGUAUUACCUCGGGGAUUUGAUCUCCGGAACUUAUUGCUCCCGGAUAUUCAGCGACUGCGAUCGUAAAAACUGUAGGUUACAAUCACCGAAUUUCCCUGGCGUUUACCCGAGAAAUUUGACGUGUUACUAUGCCGUGCGACAACACGAGGUCCCUCAGGGUAAACACGCCUUGAUUGUGGUGAAACAGCCCAACGGGCAGUUGAUUUCUAUAAGGAGUCAGAAGGCUUUGUAUGCUGCCCAACAAGAACGGGGUAACAACGGAAGAGAGCUGAAAUUUUGGCAACAGUGUGACGAGGUUCAGGAUUAUGUUACGGUAUACGAUGGCUACACAACUAGAGACCCUGUCGUGCUAAGGUUUUGUGGAGGCGGUGUGGCUGUCCCAGAAGCGAUAUCGAGUGGACCUGAGUUACUGGUCGAAUUCACUACGUCCCCAUUUGGCACAUUCCUUCAGCCAGCAACUUUACAAUCACUACACGGGUUUCAACUUGAAGUCGAAGUCAGGUUCGUUGAUCAACAGUCGCCUACAUAUGCGAAAAACAAGAGAACUUGCGAAUUCUGGAUCCGAGGGACAGGUCGUGGUGUUUUGGAGCAUCCGCAACAUUCUUUACCGCCGAACACCACGUGCCUUUAUCACAUGCAAGGGAUUGACACCUCCGGGCCUUCGGGACGCCACAUAAUUUACAGACGGCCGUCGUUUUCGGCUCCACGAUUCAGGGUUUGGUUUUCGGUAUUGAAAUUUUAUGUGACCAACGCUCUGAACCCUAACUUGCCCGAGGACGAAUACUGCGGAAGCCAUUUUAAUAUAUGGGAUGGUCCGAUGAGAAUAUCGCCUGGUUGCAGCGAUAUAUUUUGUGACAAAGAGCGGUCAGUCCAAAUGUCAAGAGCGACAUCCCCUCAAUCAGUAAUUGUGGGUCGACCUCCUACGAAUGCAACACUCAUAGCCAGAUUCUGCAGGGAAAGAGCACCCAGGACAUGCGAACAUGCACUGCUGAAAAAAUCCAGAGCCUGCACGAAAACAGAAAGCUUCCUUUCCAAGGGGGAUUCUUUGACUUUGGAAUUGAAGUUAACUCAAGGAACAGCUUUGAAACCAGUGUUCUUCAAGGCAUUAUACGAAUUCGUGGAUCUACACCAAGAUGGCGAGCCUUGGGGUCGUGGUCCGUGUUCUCGACGAUUUGCCUCACGAUCCUUUCCUGAAGCUCCUCCCGAUCCACCCAUUAAUUUUUCUUCACCGAGAGACGUGUUCUUGUAUGGACGAGGUGGUGCCAGAAAUAUUAGUUGCACGUAUCGCUUCGAAGCAAAUCCUGGUGAAGUGGUCAGACUAAGGGUUUGGGGUGUUCGAAGUGGUGGCAGAUUGUGUCGAUCGGUGCAUUCCGCCCACGCACCCUGGUAUCGAUGCGCCGGUGACCUCACAGCAGCUGUGAGGAUAUUCGACAGACCUUGGAAAAACAUUGGCUCUGGGAUACCGAGAGAUUGCUUGUGCAGUGACGUCGGCGACUACGAGUUCGUGUCUUCGUCAACUGUGGCCGAGCUGAAAUUCGAUGUGGUGAAUAUGACGGCGACAGAUGACUUCCGAUCUUUUGGCUUCGAAGCGUCUGUAGAGUUUGUCAGAUACGAUUCCGUUUGUGAAAGUACCCAUCGAGUGUAUGGAGCCAGUGGAGAACUUAGAUUAUCCGCUACAUUACCAGACUCGGAAGCAGAGCAUUGUGAACAUCGCCCUUGGCUAAUAGAUCCCUCGCCGGGUCAUUAUCUCUACUUACAAGUGCGCGGAUCAAUCAUCAGUGAACCAACGUUGGACAACUUUACUCUUCUCAACAAUAUCACAGUAGCACCAGAUUUAAGGCACUUGUGCAGAACACAAAACAGAAUCGCCGUUUACGCUGGAGGGUUAAUGCCCGUUUAUAUUUGCCCUGAGUCUCCUGAGCAGGAUACAGAAGAGGUAGUAGAAAUUUUCUCUGAAGGCUGGUCUAAGGAUGUAGACGAACUUGCUCGACACGUGCUACAACCCGGACCUUCUCCUGACCGAUUCGACUUGGAGUUCCCACGCUCUUUAGCUGUUGAACUCAUCGCUGUAGAAGCCGGAAAUUACUUUGUUUCGUGGCUAGAACUCUCUAAGAGAGAGGCAAGCGGGCCGGGCAGCGUGUUCGCGCUAUCGGGCGAGUGCACGCACCGGUGCGCGUCGCUGGACGCGUGCAUCGCCGCGGCGCUGUGGUGCGACGGCGUGGCGCACUGCCCGCACGGUGACGACGAGCGCCUGGCGCACUGCUCGGCACUGCUGCGUCUGCCCGCGCACUACGCACUAGCGCUGCUGGCCUUCGCCGCACUCACCUGCUGCGCACUGGUGGCAGUUACUAGGUCGUGUCGGCGUCGUCGUUCAGCGCUCCAGCAGAGAUUGAAAAGUCUGUCUUCAGACACCGCCAUUUUCGACGAGAAAGAAGUGAUUUGCUGACCAAGCGAGGACUCUGUGCGUUACGUUGAAAUCGACAGGGUCACCACUGUGUGACCGCUCAGCGCAGAGUCCUGGAUCAAAUGUUGGCGUUGGCCUUUGUCUCCAACGCGGAAUACUUCCAAACGAUUGACCAUAUGUUGGUCAACUGUUUUUACGUUCGAAAUUCACGGUAAUUAACAAUUGAAAUAUAAACGAAACGACGAAUAUUUAAAUUUGAGAUCAAACUCCAUUAGGUGUUGUGAUAAUGUAAAUAAUAGAGUAGGUACAUACAGUGUUUAGAUUGAAAAAUACUAAAAUACAUUUCGGACCAAAUGCAGUCGAUCGGCGACCAUACAUUGGUCAUAUGUAAAUAUAUCUUAUGUUAAUUUAUUUAAUAAUAAAAAUAGUAUUUUGUUGUUUUUGACACGCUUUUAUCAAGCUAUGAUAUAUAUUUUUGUUUGUAUGUAACGUAAUCUUUGAAUGUCAUUUUCACAGAGUUCUAACCGUCUGUGUUUUAACUUGCACACGCAUCAAGGACCGAUGACAAUGCAAUAAUUUUAUAACUUCGCUUUAAUAUCCUGAGUAAUAUCAGCAUAAUAAGAAAAAAAUAAAAAUAAUUAAUGAUAAUUUAAUUUUUAAAAAAAACUGGUUCGGUUUUCUAUUUAAGUGUGUUUUUUUAGUUUUCGAUCUAAUAUAUGUAUAAUUUUAAAUUUUCCUUUUAUAUAUUUGUUUAUUAUAAGUGGCAUGACGCGAAAUUCGGUCUUUCUAUACGCACAAUCCGAUAAAGCUUGACCGAUUGACGUUUUUGCAAAAAUGCAAUCGUUUUGAGGGCCUGUUGUUACACUAGAUUAAACUUUAUUAAGCCUUUUUUUUCAACUAGUCGUUAUUAGAAAGAACGUUUUAUGUAACUAGACGGAAUAGACUACAGAGUCUAGUAGAUAGUAUGUUAUUGUCGGACGAGUUAACUUUCAUCUCAAAAAAAUCUUAUACAUAUUAUCUUUAAAAAGUAUUUUUGUUGUGAAAAUAAUGGUGAUUGAUAUAAACGUAAUAAAAUAAUAACACUGCCAUUAAAUUUUAAAUGUUGUUGUUAAAUAUGUAUUGUUUUUUUUGACGCUACGUACAUUUGGAUUUCAAGGAAGCGGAGCCUAGUAAAUAAAACGUUUAUUUAAAUUAAAUUUUCCACUUCAUGUCUCAGAGGUGGUAUUUAUAUUGGGGUGGUUAUGGAUCAAUGUACUAUCUAGAUCAUAUUAUACUUACAAUGUUUUUUUUUUAAAUCACUUAAGACAACGACAUCAAUUGUUGUGGUUUUCGUUGUUCAGUAAUAAUAAUUCCCAAAUGUACUACUAGUCGAAAGAAAAAUGGAAAAGAAAAUACGGGCGGGUAAUUCCAGUCCACUAUCGUGCAUAUUUCUACCAAAAAGCAGUUAUAUGUUCCGGAUCGAAGGAUUGGACCGCCGAUUUACAAUUAAGACUUCAAACGACUUCAACCACUUGUCUUAAGGUGGCUGAUGGGAUUUACAUCACGACGUCUAUUGGUUUUGAUAACCAUUGAAAAUCUGAUUUCCUAUGUGCUCAUUCGCACAUGCCUAUCAUAAGAAAUAAAGUAAAAUAAAAAAUAACAGAAAACCGUUUUACGAUGAAUCGUAAUUUUGUUUCUUCAUUGGAUAAUCAGAUUGGACAGAUUAUGUACAAUGGGAUAAAGGCUCCAAAAAUUGGACAUAUUAUGUACAAUGGGACAUAGGCUCCAAAAAGACUAGUUGUCAUGUUUUAGAAAGCAAAUUAAUUUUCGACAUCCAUUCCUUUUCGUCAUCAUCCUAAUAAACGAAAUGUAAAUAAUAAACUAUUCAUAUCUUAGAAGUAUAAUAAAGUGAUAAUUAAUCAUAUAUUUUAUCUUUUGUUUCCAAAGGAAAUUAGGGAAGAGUUUGUUAAAAUAUCUCGUUAACUAUUAGAUGAAAGUAGGUUUUGAUCUCAAUUACUAAUAAGGUAGGUAAUAAUAAAAUUUGAAUUAUGUUAAAAAUUAGGUGGAUAAAAAUAAAGCGAAGUUAACGUUAUUCUCUAUUCCGUGCUUUGGUGACACACGAAAAAACGACAAAGGUUUUGGUUUUGUUAAAUUACUUCAUAUUAUGUAUUAGGUUACUUAAAUAUUUUCAUAAUUUCAGAGAUUACAGGUGUUAAUAGUUCUAAGCAUAUAAACCGGGAAAGGAGAUUGAUACCCGAAAAUUCAUAUGACUCUUUAAUACUUUAUGUUAAGUAAAGAAAAAAAUGUAAAAUAAUAAUUGAACGUAAUAAAUAAAAAUUGAGAUCAAAAUGGAUAAAUAGCAAAUUUUUAGAUAGGAAAAUUAAAAUUAAGCAUUCAAAAGUGUUCUUUACGUAAUAAUUUAUACAUUAUGUUUAUUAAAUUAAUGUAAUAUUAAGUAAUCAAAAUUUGAAACAAAAAUUUCGUAGUUAUUAUUUUAGUAUAACUAUUAUUUGCUUUCGAUACAACGGGAAGAUCUUUAUCUUUGAAUAUGUACGUGACCAUGUACGAAUUUUCUAAGUGUGUUUAUCUCUAAACACUUACGCGCUUUGACGUUUUCGAUGACUGUUUACAUAUUGUAUUUGAGUGGGUCCAUGGAUGGUUUAUAAUCCAAGAUCCCAGGGCCCCCAGACGUCACGUAUUUUCUGACGAACGAAAUGUGGCCGAUUGCGUAGUGUUAGUAUGUAGUAAGAACGCAUGCCUACCUGCUACCUUGCUUAGACGGCCAGUUUUCAGGUAUCAGGUACUCAAGGUACAUAAAAUCAUUUCCUACCUCACGUAAAUUCUGAAAGCUGAUUUUUACGUAUAUUUUAGGCAAUAUCCUUAAAAAUAAGUCGCCAAUACUCCCAGACACUUUCCGUCGGCCGAAUUGCUUUGCAGACGCUUUAAAGCUCCCAAAAUAAUGACCUAACUUUACGUAAAUUCUGAAAGCUGUAGUUACAUACAUAGAUACUAAUACUACGCAAUCGGCCACAUUUCGUUCGUCAGAAAAUACGUGACGUCUGGGGGCCCUGGGAUCUAACUCUAUUAGGUUUGCAAACCGAUCUGCGAUUAGAUUCGAAAUUACUUUUUUUUUCCAGGUCCCGCUAGGUAGUUCGCUAAAACCAUUUUGUGACGACAGUCUCAAAUGGUUUGUUUUACAGGCGGUAGGACACUAAAACUCCAAAAUGUCAUGAUAAAUUAAUAAUCCAAGUUCAAAUUUAAAGGGUUACUAUUUUUGUUGUUUUAGUUAAAUCGAGAAUCGUGUUUGGCAUCCAGACUGUACUCAUAGUUUCUGCAUCAGCCGGCAGUAGAUAGUAUUUACGUUGUGAUAUCUACUGGGUUUUGGUAACCGAUUAAAACUAGAUGAGCCUUGGGUUCUUCUAUCGAUCCAAAUUCUUGUGUCGAAUACAAUGUCGGAAGUCACGACUCAAGCUUUUACUAUACAAUUUUCUCCAAUCAUUCUCGAAUUACAGUAAUUCAUACCGUCUCGACAACGUUGAUGUUCGAGGUCUAUAAUUCAUCACAAUAAAUUCCUUGCUCUUGGCCUCUUGUCCUCUUGUCCUCUGUUUUCCCGGUAAAUAUUAGCGCCCGGAGUUUUCCACCGAGAUAUUGUAGAAAAAAUAAUAAUACCUAAUGUACAUAUUUCGUAACAUAAAUAAUCGCAACAUAGCUUAAACCCUAAUGAAUUUAAGUAAACUUAAUUUAUUAUUGUUCUUCAUCUAACACGAUAACAAAGAUUUACUUCAAUGUGUUUUGUUCUAAUGUUUACUUUUUUUUUAUCUUGUACAAAUAUUUUUCGUUCUUGUAUGACGCAAUGCUAUUAGUACAUACAAUGUUACAUAACACAUUUCUAACAAAAAAAGGUCACAGGAGACCGUGCUUAAUCUCUUGGCUACUCGUCUUCCAUUAGAUCAAAGAUAAACCGGUUCUGAAGGAGUCUUUGCCUAAUACGAAGACAGCCGAUAUUGUUGGUGAGACCCGAUAAAGUGGUUACAGGUAACAGGAAUAGAAUCUGGUUGAGGGUGGUGUCAUACUAAAGGUGUAUGAUCAUCUAGCAAAGCAUAUAUUCAAAUAAUGUUUCAAAAUGCGAUUAAAAUAAGAAUAUAAAUAAAAUAAUAGAUAAAUUAGUUUCCAAAAACAAACUGAUCAGCCCGAUUCAAUUAUCCUUAUUAGUGCUGAACUUAUUUCCACAUAUUUUGCAGAAAUCGCUAAAGGAUUUUUAAAAAAAAGUAAAAAACUUUGGCUUAAAAAAAAACAAAAUUCAAUCCUAAAUCCACAGCAAAAUAAUUUUAGUUAUUUAUAAAUUUUAUUGACUUAUUACAAACAUUAUACGACAUGCGCACGAUAAGGCCCGUACGUACAGAUCAAAUUGCACAAUAGUCGGUAUUUCGACGCUCCGCACUUUAUACGCAUGGAUAGAGAGAGAAGAAUACUGACUCAAAUAAUUACAUGAAGUUUUUCUUGAACUUGAAAUACUAAUUUGUGUAUUGUUAACGUUGUUCACUUUACAAUCGCUGGUCUACUGCGUAACGUUGAAAAAGUCUUCCCGUUUUUUCGAAUAGUACGAUAAGUUACUUUUAGUAUUUGAUUAGAGCAUUCGUAUCGUCUUCCAUAAUGUAUUCGAUUACAAGAUUUCUUUUAACAGAAAAUCGUAGUUAAUUUACGCCAUAUCAGACGAUUUCAAAAGUUAUAUAACUAAUCAAGAUAAUAUCCCGGAAGACAAUAAUGAUGGAUAAUAGAAUAUAAGCAGAGAUGAUUUAUUUCACGUUCAGAGAAAGUUGUUAUGAAGAAUAAUGGAAAAGUUUUUAAAAAUAAAAAAUAUUUACCGCAUGUAA